GAAAUCAAUGAGGUGGGGCGCUUUCCGGUUCUCUGCAACUGAAUUGAGAAAACAAAAAGCAAUGGGCAAACAAAAGGUAACAAAGGGGAAGCAGCUGCCGGUGGUAAUACUAGCUAGCUAGUAUUAGUUUUGCUAUUUUAAGCAGUAGUGCAGUGACAAAUUGAUUCUUAGCUAGCCAAGAUGGGAAGUGACGAAGACAGGAAGGAUCGAAAACGAAAGGAUGAUGAAUCCUCCAAGUCUUCCCAAGAGAACCAGGAGAGAGUAGGGAAGAAGCGCCUUAGCCGCGAUUAUUCCGAUGAGGAGGAUUAUAAAGACCGCAAGAGGAGCCGGAAAAAAUCCUCCAAGAAGUAUGACGACGAAAGCUCGGAUAGUGAAGACGACAGGCGAAGGUCCAAAAAGGAGAGCAAGAAGAGAUCCAAAAAGAAGAGCAGUCGGAAACGCUCCAAACAAAAGGAUAGUGAUGACGAUGACGAUAGUUCCUCCAGUAGCGACGAUCGCCGCCGCCGAAGAGCACGAGACAACAAAAAGAAAAAGAAGAAACGAAAAAAGAGCAGUAGCAAACGAAAAAGAAAAGACGAGUCUGACGAGGAUAGCAGCAGUGACGAGAGCAAGACCAGGCGGAGCGCCAUUUCCGGCAAGAAGAUCAAGAUGAAGAUUGAAAAAGAUGCGGAGGAUUUGGCCAAUGAACGAGCCAGGAAGGAGCUCUUGCAAUUCAUGAACAGUUCUUUCAAAUGAUUUUUUUUAAACAGGGGACAACUAGCUACGGUAGCUGUUGGCAUGGCUUGGCUACCCCAGAGAUGUGGACGACCCCAUUGUGGUAUUCUGAUGAUGAAGAUUGAUGUUUUUGGAUGUUGCUGAACCUUGAAGAGAGAGAGAGAGAGAGUGUGUGUGUGUGUUGGCGCAAACACACUAAUAUCUUUGAUUUCAUCAAUUUUGGCUUUGCACCU
Messenger RNA from Seminavis robusta, 947 nucleotides. The record is from the annotation of a GenBank genome assembly. Lineage: Eukaryota; Bacillariophyta; Bacillariophyceae; Naviculales; Naviculaceae.